This is a messenger RNA of Trichoderma virens Gv29-8, 1119 nucleotides long. RefSeq lists its product as uncharacterized. The coding region runs from base 1 to 1119 and encodes 372 amino acids. Lineage: Eukaryota; Fungi; Ascomycota; Sordariomycetes; Hypocreales; Hypocreaceae. The transcript is spliced from 5 exons. The record is from RefSeq and is a predicted model, not a curated record.
AUGGGCGCAAUCGAGAAUCGCGGCCCGCAGCUGCAAGGUGUCGCAUAUGCUCUUCUUGCCAUUGCAUUCGUGUCUUUACUGCUAAGAUGUUAUUGCCGGAUCCUGAUCGUGAAGAAUUUUGGGGGCGAUGACUGGAUGAUGGUAUUGGCAAUGAUCUCGUUUAUUCUCUUUGUUUCCUGCGCUCUUGUUGGCGUUCAUUACGGUACAGGGCGCCAUUUUACCGAUUUAAAACCAGAAGAUGCGUCCACAGCCAUGAUGUACUGGUGGUUUUGUUAUGUGUGGUACUGUAUCACCAUGAUAUUCUCCAAAGCGUCUAUUGGCUACUUUCUUCUCAAAAUCGUCAUCGACCGAACUCAAAGGAUCAUUAUCUAUGCCGCCCUGUCUAUCACAGUGCUCUGGGGAGCUAUUUUUUUCCUCGUCACAGUUCUUCAAUGCAAACCAGUCUCGUUCUUCUGGACCAGACUUCUACCUGGAACACCUCAACCUGGAACAUGCCUCGACAUUAUGAUUAUUGAGGCCAUCACAUAUGUUUACAGUGCCUUCAGCAUUAUAUCCGACUUUACCUUUGCAAUACUACCAAUGUUCCUGGUAUGGAAGCUACAGAUGGAGAGGAGGAUGAAGAUUGUGCUUGUUCCCAUUCUGUCAAUGGGCUGCAUUGCCAGUGUUGCUGUGGCUGUCCGAUUUGGAUACAUAAAGAAAUUUAGUGAUCCUGAUUUCCUUUAUUCUACAGUCGACAUAGCCAUCUGGUCAACCACAGAGCAAGGACUUGGAAUUGCCGCGGGCAGUCUCGCUACGCUCCGGCCACUUUUCCGCAAAGCUGCUGCUCAUAUUUCAACUCGAUCAGGGCAAUCAGGGCAACAGGAUUCAUCACAUCUUUCGAACGAUAUAGUAACAAUUGGGAAAAUAAGCAGGCAGAAGAAAAGCAGAAAUUCCAUGGACCUGGAGACAAACAUUGUGCAGAACGAUAUUGAACUUGAGUCGGUGCAAGAGUAUGAACAAGAUUCAAAGCAACGAAACAGUAAGGGGGCGAAUCGCAAAUCAAAGUCAAUAUGGUCAUCACAAGAGCGCAACAAUGAAAGUGAGGAGAAGCUAUAUAUAUCAAAGCCACAAGAAUAUUAA